UUUCCCGCCAAAUUGGACUUUUCAGCGGUGAUCAAGAAAAUGUCGUCUUACAAGCUGUACUAUUUUGAUGCUCGUGGUCGCGCUGAACUGAUGCGCCUGAUAUUUGCCUACAAGGAUGUGACGUAUGAAGAUGUCAGGUACACUAGAGAGACAUGGCCAAGUGUGAAACCAUCGUUUCCUACUGGUCAGCUGCCGUGUCUUGAGGUCGAUGGGAAGAAACUGUCACAGAGUAUUGCUAUUACAAACUUCCUAGCUAGGAAAUAUGACUUGUAUGGUGCUGACAUCUGGCAACAGGCGAGGAUUGAUGAAGUCAUUCAGUCCAUAAUGGACUUCAUCACUGCGUGGGUCAGAGCUGUCCAUGAGAAAGAUGAGACAAAGAAGGAAGAGUUGAAAAAGAAGGUGGGUGAAGAGGACUACCCGAAGUUCUGCGCCAAGAUGGAGAUGUGGCUGAAGGAGAACGGAGAACAUGGAGUCUUUGUCGGCAACGAUAUAACGGUUGCAGACAUGGCAGUGUUUGAUGUGAUGUGGAGCACCAGGAAACAUUCGGUCAACAACAGUGUGUUUGACGACGACAAGUACAAACUGCUGAUGGCCAACUUCAAGAAGAUCGAAACACAUCCCAAGAUAGCCGCCUGGAUCGAGAAGAGACCCGACACUACAGUCUGAUCCCGAAACCUGCAGCGGGGAAAAAGGAUGACAAAUAAAUUAAAAAACUGUCGGAUCGCAUGAAACCAAAACCUUUUACAGCAUUACCACCUAAGAUGAAGAACAGUUGAUUUCUUAAAGGCCCAGACCCUAGUUUCAGCCCAUGAAAAUGGACACUGAGUUUAGUUAAUCUACACACCUGCAAAUGGACACUGAGUUUAGUUAAUCUACACACCUGCAA
Messenger RNA from Gigantopelta aegis, 886 nucleotides. RefSeq names its product glutathione S-transferase 1-like. Gene Ontology annotation, biological process: glutathione metabolic process. Bases 40 to 666 code for a protein of 208 amino acids. NCBI's taxonomy places the organism in Eukaryota, Metazoa, Mollusca, Gastropoda, Neomphalida, Peltospiridae. The record is from RefSeq and is a predicted model, not a curated record. Gene Ontology annotation, molecular function: glutathione transferase activity. The transcript is spliced from 5 exons.